Messenger RNA from Ziziphus jujuba (common jujube), 2965 nucleotides. RefSeq names its product protein PSK SIMULATOR 1. The transcript is spliced from 13 exons. NCBI's taxonomy places the organism in Eukaryota, Viridiplantae, Streptophyta, Magnoliopsida, Rosales, Rhamnaceae. The record is from RefSeq and is a predicted model, not a curated record. Gene Ontology annotation, biological process: positive regulation of growth. Bases 325 to 2211 code for a protein of 628 amino acids.
AAAACAAAAAAAAGGGAAAAGAUGGGGGCAAAAGAAAAAAAAAAAAAAAAAAUGUUUGCCACCCGCCAAAAGAUGUUGAAAGGGACAGUUGAAAGUCGUCUGCAAAAGUCAUGACACGCUCUUGCUCUACAAUUUCUUCAUGUGUAUUAUUAUUAUUAAUUAAUCGUUCAUCUUCAUCAUCAUUAUUUAUCAUUGGCUCAACCUUCCAACUCCAGGGACGAUUUCAGUUUUUGAAAAAUACUUCUAGUGCUUGAAGCUUAUGUGGGCAUUUUGAAGGAAACAAGUGAAUUUUAAUUUGUGGGUCGCUGGGAAAAAAAAUAGAAAAUGGGUGGUGGGAUUCGGAUGAAGGCAAGGGGUUCUACUGUAGACCUUUUUCGUGAAAGUCCUCCUCAUUCCAAUGGUCAUUCUAGUCCUGAGUAUGGUGGAUUGCCCUUUGAAGCAGGAUGCCGUAUAUGUCCAUCUCUAGUGGCUGAUGGCACGAUCAAUCAGUUAUGUCCACCCUUUUCUUUUCCAUGGGUGGAUACGGUUUCAGAUGGGUUGGUUCCUAUUGAUACCAAUGAUGGGAUUCCUUGCUUGCCUAAGCAGUCUGCUGUGUCAAAGGUCUCAGAAGUGAGGUCAUUUUUUGGCAGAGCUAGAUCUGCUGGGUUUGAAAAGGCUGUGGAAGUUCUGGACACUCUAGGUAGUAGCAUGUCUAAUUUGAGCCUCAGUAGUGGGGAGACAGGGAAAAAGACUAAAAUCUCAAUUUUGGCUUUUGAAGUUGCAAAAGCAAUUAUUAAAGGUGCCAAACUAAUGAAUUCGCUUUCAAAGGAUAAUGUCAAACAUUUAAAGGAGGUUGUGCUACAAUCUGAAGGAGUGAAAUCGUUAGUAUCUACUGAUAUGGAUGAACUUCUGAAAAUUGUUGCAGCUGACAAGAGAGAAGAAUUGGACAGUUUUUCUAGAGAAGUUGUGCGUUUUGGAAAUCUUUGUAAAGCUUCUGAGUGGCACAACUUGGACCGCUAUUUUGAGAAAUUACGCACAAAACUUCCACCAUGGAAACACUCGAAGGAAGAAUCCGAGUUAGCGAUGCAGCAACUUAUGGAAUGGGUUCAGUAUACAGCUGAAUUAUUUAAUCAGUUGCAAGAGUUGGAGAUGUUUGAACAUAAUUAUUUGCAAAAGCUUCAAGAAGAAGAUGGUUCAAAUGCUGCUCAAAAAGGAGAAAUUGCAUACCUGAGAGGAGCAUUAAAGAAUCAAAGGAAGCAUGUAAGCAGUUUAAAGAAAAAAUCACUCUGGUCGAAGAUCUUUGAAGAGGUGAUCCCGAAACUUGUAGACAUUGUGCAUUUCCUGCACUUGGAGAUUCAUGAAGCAUUUGGCAAUUCUGAUGGUGAUAAAUCAGUAGAAGUUUAUCAGAGCAACUGUAAAAUGUUGGGACCUGCUGGUAUUGCAUUCAGUUAUGCAAGUAUUAUCACUAAAGUUGAUGCUCUUGUGCCUCGAUCUCGAUCAAGUCCUAUGCAUCCAAAUAUGAGACGUGAUCUAUACCACCUGCUGCCACAUGAUAUAAAAUCAGCCUUGCGUGUAAGCCUGCGGUCAUUUCAAGCUGAGGAAGAGUUUAUUCCUGCCAUCAAAGCUGAAAUGGAUAAAACAUUGCUGUGGCUUGUUCCUCUGGCCUGCAACACGAGAAAGUCUCUUCAUAGCUUUAAUUGGGUUGGAGAAUGGGCAAAUGAAAGGUUGAACAUGAACCAAAAAACUAGUGGGCGGCAUGAUGUGUUGAGGAUUGAGACACUGUAUCAUGCAGAUAAAGAGAAAACCAAAACUUGCAUUCUUGAACUGCUGGUAUGGCUUCAUCAUCUUAUCAGCCAGGUCAAGUUUGGUAAUGAUGGAAUAUGGUCUACCGUUAAAUCCUCAACAUGCUCCCCAAACCAUGAGAAAAGCCAAUCAUCUACUCACAGGCCCAAUUAUUUGUCCCCCAUGUUGACAGACAAAGACGAAGAGAUGCUUCAGGAUGUCAAAAAUAAGAAGUUUAUACCAGGAAUAAGUAAGAGCCAAAAGUUUGAUGCCUCAAAGACCAGGUUAAGCAAGUAUGAUAGGUUGAGUAAGAGUAGUAGAGAUUCACCAACAAGUGAAACAAUGAAGGAUCCUUUAAACAUCGGGUGGCAGUCGUGUGCUCCUGUUGUUGACUUUGAUAUUGACAGAAUCAGAGCUCUGGAUGUUAUUGACGGACUGGACACAUUUUGAAAAGUUUUAAAUGCAAGAUAGUCAUCUAGUAUGGCCGUGCUACAGCCUUUGCUUGCUUUGGCAACAGGGGGCUGAAAUCAUGCCACUUUGCUGUGUGGUAGAGAUUAUGAAUGGAUUCAGCACGACUCUGGCACCGACAUGAGUCUUUCUGAAUAACAAAGUUCUUUCUAUCACAUGGCACAAAUUUAGAAUAUAUGUUGCCAGGGAGGGAGUGUGUUGACUCGCUAUAUUGUCUUAUGAAAGGUAGUCAUAGAGUUAAAGAGGGGCAUCCAAUUGUAAAGAGAAACUGGUGUUAUGGUGAUACAUAUUGCUAAAAGGUGCGUAAUACUCGAAUAAGAAUAAGGUAAUUGUUCUACUUCAUUUAUCAGCUUGUGUGUAUAUCAUGUAUAGGUUUUGGGUGUUUUUGUUGGAUUCUGCUGCCUAGUCCUCAAUGGAAUGACACAGCUGGACUGAAGCAUUUGCUUGUGGAAACUGCAAUCUAUGAAAAAAUAGCCAGUAUACAAACAGGUAAUAAUGGUGGCGGAGCCAACUUAUGACCUGGGGGGCCAUGGCCGCUGGCUUUUUGAAUUUACCUGUUAGAUUUUAAAAGAUUAAUAAGUAAAAAUAACUAAUUUUGAUUAUUUAAAUAGAUAUUGGCUCCCCUAAGUUAACUUAUCUACAGAUAUUUGUAUUUGUUGUAAAAUUAUAAUUUAAAUUUGAGAUUUUAUUAGUUCAAUUAUUUAAAUAUAUAUACUAAUUCAUAUUUGUUGUUAAA